AUGUUCAAGAAUGAAAAUUUAAAUGAUGAAAUGAUUGAUAUCUUGGCAGAUAUUCAUGAGCAUUAUUUACCUUGUGAGAAAGUUGUCUACAAAGAUGGAAGCGAAUCUUCACACAUACUCACACAGCUAUUUCUUGGUGGCGAUCAACUCACGGAAGAACGUGCACGAAAUGCUCAAAAGGGUCAUGCUGAUGGUGAUACUACAUUUGAAAGACUGGAAGGAAUCCUUCCGAAAGUGGAGGAUUGGCAUGCUGGGCGAAUUUUAUAUCAGGUAUGUAGUAUAAUUUUUGGCCAAACCGGUUGGGUUGCUCAUUGAAUUUUCAUGAAACACAACACAACUGAAAUUUAUGCUCAUUACACCAGGUGCUUAAGAAGCAUGGGGGGUCACCCAAUAUUUUAUUAGGAUCGAGAGCUGAAAUAUAG
Molecule: messenger RNA, 422 nt
Organism: Paramuricea clavata
Lineage: Eukaryota; Metazoa; Cnidaria; Anthozoa; Malacalcyonacea; Plexauridae
Source: the annotation of a GenBank genome assembly